This is a messenger RNA of Ctenopharyngodon idella (grass carp), 6253 nucleotides long. RefSeq names its product SH3GL interacting endocytic adaptor 1b (gene sgip1b). Gene Ontology annotation, biological process: regulation of endocytosis; cytoskeleton organization; plasma membrane tubulation. Lineage: Eukaryota; Metazoa; Chordata; Actinopteri; Cypriniformes; Xenocyprididae. Gene Ontology annotation, cellular component: cytoplasm; plasma membrane; endosome. The transcript is spliced from 24 exons. Bases 279 to 2897 code for a protein of 872 amino acids. The record is from RefSeq and is a predicted model, not a curated record. Gene Ontology annotation, molecular function: phospholipid binding.
CGCCAUAGUACGGUUCGUAAUUACGCGACCCUCCCACACUCUCAUUCUCCGUUCAUCGGCUGUCCUCAGCAUCCCCUCUGUGAUGAUGGCGUGUGUGGAUGCUGCUGAUGCGGCGGUGCCUGGGGCCUAACCCACCGGUUACCGGGAAACCCGAGAGACGAAGACGUGAGGGGCUGGGCAGUAUGAGCCUUUCCUUUAACGACCGGUUACCGGAUCACUACUGUAUCUCAUGUCAGUUUGUUUGCGCGCGUGAAACCGAGGAAUGAAGUACUGCAACCAUGAUGCAAGGACUGAAAAAGCGUACCCGAAAGGCCUUCGGGAUACGGAAGAAAGAAAAGGACAGUGACUCCACCGGAUCACCAGACAAAGAAAAAUCUAAAAAAGCCAAUGGUGCACCUAAUGGUUUUUACGGUGAGAUCGACUGGGAUCGAUAUAACUCUCCUGAUGUGGAUGAUGAAGGGUACAGUGUUAAACCUGGAGAACAAGGGGGAACAGCUCCAAAAGUCAAGACGUACUUCUCCUCUAGUGAGUCAGAGGGAGAGGGAGAGGAGGAGCAUGGGAAGAAAUUUAAGAUCAAGAUAAAGCCAUUGACGGCAAACAGUGGAAACUGCACAGUAUCUACUAUGGAUGAGCUGAAGGCCUCAGUGGGGACGCUGGCCAUCUCUCCUUCCCCUCUGAGAAAGAGUCCGAGACGAAGUCCAUGCCCGAUGAAACGAAACCUGUCAAGUGAGGAGAUUGCCAGACCAAGACGAUCUACUCCAACACCCACGACAACCCCAGGGCCUGGUUCGGACCCACCCAGAGAAAACACGACAGCGUUCUUCGGCCCACCGUUCGAGACCAAUUUUGAAGCACACAACUCAGAAGUGUUCCUGGUUGAGCCGGAGCUCUGGUGUCAGGCCGCUUCUCUCUCCACCCGUGUUCUGAGCAGAUCUCUGCCCACUGCAGUUCCGCCUCCACUUCCUCCAAAGAACAUUCCUGUCACCUCACCUGGACGUAGCUCUAGCUCUGUAGAAUCUUCCGGCAACAUCACGAAAGUGUGUUUCACAUCAAUGAAAGUGUGCACUCUGAAGGCGUGUUUUUGCAGUUAUUAUAGUGUGGUUCCUAGUGUCAGAGGAGAUGGAUCAUCUUCGGCCUAUCAGGAUUCCCCAUCAUCUGCCCCGGCCGCAGGGGCAUCUAUGCCUGACUUGGAUAGUGUUUUUGGGCCUGUAGAGACGCCCAGGUCUGGAUCAGAUGUGGUGCAGUGCAGUUGGGUGAGCUUCAGCGAGGGCUCUCCCGCCAGACCUCCUCCACCAGACGAACCUGCCCCUUCCCCACCUCUGUCCUCUUCCCCUGCGGACUCGCCCCCGACCUCGCCUCUCAACCUGCCACCUCCCGCCUCACCCCCUCCGCCCCUCCACUCCAUCCCGCCUCCAGAUUCACCUCCACCACCACCGCCCUCAGACUCUCCUCUGAGCCCCCUGGACCUUCCCUGCUGCUUUCAGCUCCCAGAGUCUGAGCCGGCCCAAGAGUCUCCCGUCACCCCUGCCAGCCCUGGACUGCCCUUCCUGCCAGCGGACCACCCUACACAUGGAGCCAUACCUUCCCCUCUCACCUUGAGAGACGACAGCAGAAGAACCCCUGACCUGGCGAGCAUGAGGGACGAGUUUACUGUGUUUAGCACAUCACCCAAAGACAUUGCAGCAGGAAGCUUCAGAGGAACCCCACCUCCACUGCCCCCACCUACUUACAGGAGUGUGGUGGGCUCCCCGGGGCCCGGCAGUGGGCCGUCUUCUCCCGCACGUGCUGGCACUCCACUGUCUGCUGGCAGCCCCAUCCCGCCUCUACCACCAAGACCAUCGUCACGACCGAAACUACCACCUGGAAAACCAAACCUAGCAGAUCUGGCCCGUCCCUUCAGCCCCCCAAUCCACUCCUGGAGUCCUCCACCCUUUGCUCCUCUGGCCAGAGCUGAGAGCACCUCCUCCAUCUCCUCUGUUACGUCUCUGAGUGCAGCCUCCACACCUACACUAGGCCGAGAACUGAACCUCUCUGUGUCAGCAUGUUCUAGAGGUCCAAGUCCUCUCACAAUGGGACCCCAAGACACUCUACCAGUGGCAGCCGCCUUCACAGAGACCAUCAGCGCCUACUUUAAAGGAGCAGAUCCCACUAAGUGUUUGGUGAAGAUCACCGGUGAGAUGGUGCUGUCUUUCCCAGCAGGGAUCACCAGACACUUCUCCACCCAGCCUAGUCCACCAGUGCUGACCUUCACCAUCAGCCAGUACAGUCGGCUGGAGCAGGUCCUUCCCAACCCACAGCUUCUGUGCUGCGACACCACACCACCUACAGGUGAAUUGAAGGAGUUCUGGGUAAAUAUGCCAAACUUGUUGAGUCACCUGAAGAAAGUGGCUGAGCAGAGGCCACAGGCCACAUAUUACAACGUGGACAUGCUGAAGUACCAGGUGUCCACUCAAGGGAUCCAGUCCACGCCGCUGAAUCUUGCGGUGAGCUGGCGUGGUGAUGCCAGCAGCACAGACCUCAGGAUAGACUAUAAAUACAACACAGAGGCCAUGCCCACACCCACACCACUCACCAACAUCCACUUCAUGGCAGCUGUGGAUGGCGGCGUGACCAAACUGCAGGCCAUGCUCCCACCUGCCACCUGGAACCCAGAGACGCAGAAAAUUGCGUGGAAGAUCCCAGAGCUCUCACAGAGGUCUGAAAAUGGAGGGGUUGGCGCUCUCCUGGCUCGCUUCCAGUUAGCCGAGGGUCCCAGUAGACCAUCGCAGCUGGCAGUGCAGUUCACCAGUGAGGGCAGCACUCUGUCUGGCUGUGAUUUUCAACUUGUAGGUUCAGGCUACAGACUAUCCUUGGUUAAAAAAAGGUUUUCUGCAGGUAAAUAUCUGGCAGACAACUGACCUGGCCGCAGUGACGACCUACUGGAUGGGCUGUGAGUGGGACGUUAGGAUGCUCUUUUGGCACUACAAAGACUUUCAAAAAUUGUUUUUAUCGAAAUUCCAGAAGUACAGCACUCAAAAUCUCACUUAUAAUGUCUGGUGUAGAAUAUCAUCAGUGCGUUCUGUGGGUGUGUGUGUAUGUGAAUAUUAGCAAAUAUUUUGUGUGUAUAUGAUAAAACUUCAGGACAAAUGCAAUACGUGGACUUUUUCCGCUGGGUUCUUGCAGAAGGCAGUUUCCUUUUUCACUUGUUGCACAUUCUCUCUUUGACCCAAACCAAACACUCCUAGUGACAUUACAAUGUAAUGAUACCAGGGUUCACAUAUAGGAACACACAUGUCAGCAGUGUUUGGUUUUCUUUUAGUUAUUUUGACAGAUUCUAAACAAUUUGAUUUAACUAACAUAAAGUCUCAAUUCCCAAACAAUGCUACAGAUAACACUUUACAAUGAGAUUCAGUUUGUUAACAUUAGUUGAUAUGUUAAGCCCGAGACACACCUAGCCAAUAAUCGGCUGUCGAGCAAUGUUGGGUCGUUUUUGAUUGUCGGUCGGCUUAGUUUUUUGUUGGAUCUAGUCGGAUGCCAUCAGGGUUUGUUUUUUUGUUUUUUUUUGAGGAGGGAGGGCGGGGUGAGGAGCGAGGGCAAUUCAGCAUGUUGAAUCGGCGUCAGCACCGUCGAUGUGAGAGAGAACUCUGAUUGCCUGUUCAGCUUAGUGAACGAGAAUCAGUGCACGAGAAUAAAAGCAAAAGUGAUGAACGUGAGCAAAGAAGUCGAGACGGUAAGGACAGAAGGCUGUUAGAUCAUCUUACCCGAGCAUUCCAAUGCGUGAAAAUGUUCAUAAUAACAUGAGCCGACUUGAAUGAAGAAGAGGAUCAGCGUGAUUGAUCUUUAAAAUGGUAAGCAAGCGCUGCUUUGUUUACAGUUUGUACGUUAUAUCUGCAGUCCUGUUUUCGGUUUCCCUUUUUGAAUGAUGAAAAUAGACUAUUGAUGCCUGCUGAUGUAGAGUUAUUUCCUUACAUACAGGCGCAGAAUGCAUGUGCUAGUUAACAGUCACUAGUAGUCCUUUUGGUGUGUUCAAGCGCAGCUGUUUGGCCGAUACGCAGCCGACGUGAGGCGACAACACAGCUUUUAGCUUUCGUUGCCACUAUUUCUUUGACAUCGGCUUGGUGUGUCCCGGGCUUUAGGUAUAUCAUGAACUAACAACAAUAUUGUUACAGCCUUUUUUAAUCUAGGUUAAUGGUAAUUUCUGCAUAUACACUACCAUUCAAAAGUUCAAAAUUUAUUUUUUUAAAGGAAUUAAUACUUUAAUUCAGCAAGGAUGCAUUAAAUUGACCAAAAGUGACAGUAAAGACAUUUAUGUUGUGAUUUCUAUUUCAAAUAAAUGCUGUUCUUUUGAACUCUCUAUUCAUCAAAGAAUCCUAAAAAAUGAUCAUGGUUUCCACAAAAAUAUUAAGCAACACAACUGUUUUCAAUUGAUAAUAAUAAUAAUAUAAAUAAUAAAUGUUUCUUGAGCAGCAAAUCAGCAUAUUGGAAUGAUUUCUGAAGGAUCAUGUGACACUGAAGACUGGAGUAAUGAUGCUGAAAAUUCAGCUUUGACAUCACAGGAAUAAAUUACAUUUUAAAAUAUAUUCAAAUAGAAAAGAGUUCUUUUAAAUUGUAAUAAUAUUUCACAAUAUUACAGUUUUUACUGUAUUUUUGAUAAAAUAAAUGUACCCUUAGUGAGCAUAAGAGACUUCUUUCAAAAUCAUUUUUAAAAAAUCAUACUGACCCCACACAUUGUGAGCAGAAAAAAUAACUAAUGUAUUAUGAACAAAUAUGAAUUAACUAUAAUAGUAAAUUUAUGAAUUAACAUAUUAAUCAUGCCUAGAUUAAUAAUGGUGUUAAUAAUGUUGUUCAUUAUUAGUUUAUGAUGCCUAAACCAUCAACUGACGUUAGUGAAUUAACCCUUAUUGUAAAAUGAUGUGAAAUACAGAGACAUGCUUCCACACAGAAUAAUCUGUUCCGUAUCAUCUUGCGUCAGUGUUAAUGUUGAUUUGAUGUUAUUGGUGAAGGCAUGUUAGGAUGCAUCACUGUCUAGUUGGCCUGUAGCCCUUUUGUUAAAUUAAGUGCUUAAACAUGGAUUUGACUAUGACAUUCAUAAUUAAUGCAAAAAGUGAUGCCUACUUAAUUUUUUUUUUCUCAGUUUCUUUAAAACAUUUAUUUAUUUAGACAUUUUAGGAAAAUGAAACUCCAUUUGUGUCAGGGAUGCAGAAUUCCUUAUGGUGAAAUAAAUUUAAGGAAUUGGUCAAAUAUAACCUAUUUUCCUUUUGGUUUUCCACAAUGUGGAUUUUAUUUUCCCAAAACAUUGUACUGUAGCAAUAUUUAAAGAUAAUGUGUAAAAAUGUAAGAUAGAAAUUGUUAAACAUGUAUCCAAAUGGAUAUGAUUUCUAUGUCUUGUCAUAGAACAGAUUUCAUGUCAGUUUAUUGUUAGUAUUUAAAGUUCAUGGUGGCACUUUAUUUUUAUUUAUUAAUGUUUAAAAUUCAUUUAAUUUAUUUUAUGCCUAGUUCUGUGGUUUGUAAUGGAUUCCGAACAAUCACUAGACUGUUUUAUUGUUCAAAAAAGGGAAAGAAACAGCAUUUUAUUGGACUAGUACAGAAGAACAUUUAUCACAUUCUUUCAUUUAUCACUUCCUUUACUGUAUUGUGUUGUCAACUCACAUAUUUUGGUAAGUAAGGAAAUGCUCAUCUUUUUUCUACAUGUUUUUUGUUUGCUGAGACUUUGUCACAAGACUCAUACAAUGUGGAUCAUUGCCUUUAAAACUGUGAGAUUAUCCAUUCAAGUGUGUAGAAACUUUCACUAGAAAAGCCUCAAAUAUCUCUAGUCAUAGAGAUAUAGUUUGGGAAUAUACACAAUGUUCCUGGAUAACCUUCAGUUAUGUGCUUUGGCUAAUCUGGUUUUAGUUAAGUGACACAUUAUUUCUGCCAUUAAUUAAGUUUACUUUAUUUCAGUGGUUUGGAGGCCUUACCUGACCUUAAAAGUGGAGGGAUGGAUAGACAACUGCUGCUUGCGGAUGGUUCAUUCUAGUUAAAACAUGAUCCAUCUCUCAUUUUAUAAAAUAUGUAUUUAUUACUUUUUAUCCCACUGAUGUUGUGGUAUUGUGUUUGUCAGCUAACUUGCAUCUUGUUCAUUCAUUGUUCAGAAAAUGGAAUAUGCAAACAUUUCAUGCAUAGAAUAAACUCUCCCCAGAUUUUAAGAGAAUAUAGAGACUGAAAAUGCUAAAUAUAUCAAAAGUGAAAAUAAUGUAAUGUCUUGGAAAUAAAAUCAAGAAAUUCAUGUUUAACA